GCUCUAGUAGUCGCCGCCACCGACGCUCUCCUGCUUCAGCUCACUAGGCCAAACCGCAUUCAAGGAUAUCCAGAUACACACACCGCUAGUAUUCUGCUUUGCUGCUGACGAUGGCAGCAACGAACGGAAUCCACUCACCAUCGCCUCCCGCGGCCGGCCGCUCCAUUGACAUUGAACUUGGGAGCCACGAAGUCAUUACCAUUGAACUCGACAGCCUAGACCCCAACCCAGAUGAUCUGUUGGACGUGCUCAGGGAAGGACAAUGCAAGUCUUGGAUAUGGACACGACUGGCCGCAGAAUACUGGCGGCGAGGCUACCUUGACGCAGCGGAGAAGAUUGCCCAGACUGCGAUAACUUCAUUGAACGCAAAUGGAGCUGGCUCGACAUUACCGCCAAUUUACGUUCUAUUGGCGAACAUCCGAAUAGCGCGCGCGAGCACGGCUCCGAAACUCAUCCUGCAGGAUGCCCGAGAGGAUACUAUGACCUCGGAGAAGCCGAGGGACGAAUAUUACAAAGAUGCAGCGCAAUACUUCAAUUCGGGGGAGAAGGCGGCGGCAGAAUCAGGGGAUAUCGGCACUAUGUUGUCGAUACUGACAAGAGGCGUAUUGCAGAUGGGCACGCGGGCGAUGGAUGAUUCAAUGCGGUCAUUUGAGGGGGUUCUAGAAGAUAAACCGACAAAUCUGGUCGCGUUAUUAGGCAAAGCGAAGAUUCUAUAUGCACGACGACAGUUUCCCCAAUCACUGAAGUUGUUCCAGACAGUCUUGAAGCUGAGCCCUCACUGUCUGCCUGACCCACGUAUAGGUAUCGGGCUCUGCUGCUGGGCAAUGGGCCAUAAGGAUGUGGCGAAGGCGGCUUGGCAGCGGAGUGUCGAAGUGAACCCAACAGAGUGGUCGGCGCAACUCCUGUUAGGUCUGGAAGCCAUCAACGCUAGUGCAAAUGAGAAUCAGACGCAGGAGGAGCGCAAAAACGAGAUCGUUCUCGGCACCCGCUACGUUGAACGGGCAUUCAAAGCGAACAACCGUAACUCAGCCGCAGCAAAUGCACUUUGUCAACUGCUUCUACAGAAGGGACAGUACAAGAAGGCUCUGAAAUUGGCAGAGCGGACAAUCCAAUUCACGGAUGUCAAGACAAUCUUGACAGACGGUUAUAUUCGUGCAGGCCGUGUAUCUCACGCCAUGGGUGCAAGCACCGAAGCAAUCAAGUAUUUUAUGAAGGCAAAGGAAGGACAGCCAACCAAUCUUUUGGCUACGAUAGGCCUUGCUCAGAUGCAACUGAAGAAUGAUGAACCUGUUGGAGCUAUACACACACUGGAUGGCUUGCUGCAGCAGACACACGGCGGGCAACGUCCUAUCGAAGCCAUCGUCAUGCUGGCAUCUCUUCGGGCGAAUCCUGCAGUCUCACGCCCGGGCAUGUCCGCCACAGAGCAGGUUCAGGAAAGAGCGAAGGCGCGCGAGCUCUUCGACCAGGCUUGCAAGGUUCUCGCGCUUCCCGAGAAUACUUACGCGCAAAACGGUGGCCACCCAUCGGUUAUCGGCCGCUCUGCGCGGAGGAUCGCGGAGGACAUCGAUAUGCACGCCGAGAUUGCGCGCCUAUGGCAAGGCGAUAGCAAUGAACGCAUGGAACGGGCAUUGAAGGAAGCGUUGCGGAUAAGCGACGCCAGUGGCCGGACUGACCCGCGGCUCGUCAACGACCUUGGUGUCCUGCAGUAUCUGGAGGGGCAUCUGGAUGCUGCGAGGGCAAUGUACGAAACUGCAAUCACUCAGGCAUCUAUGCUGGAUGCGGCCGUCGCGGAAGGCAUGUCGACGACGAUGUUGUACAACCUCGCGAGGACAUACGAGGAGCAGGGCGACGAAUUCAUGGCGAAGGAAGCUUAUGACAAGCUUCUGGAUAGGCAUCCGGAGUAUGUCGAUGCCAAGAUUCGUCUUGCACAGAUGUUGUCUAAUCUCAACCGUAAUAACGAAGCACAUGAGCUUCUCAAGCAAGCCCUUACCUCGCAGAAUAGUAACCUGAACCUCCGCGCAUUCUACACAUACUUCCUCAUUCAAUCGAAUCUCCCGAGGCCGGCGAAGGACAUUGUCUUCUCCACGUUAAAGGACCACGACAAGCAUGAUCUCUAUUCUCUCUGUGCUGCCGGGUGGAUCCAGUAUCACCAGGCACGAGAGAGCCGUGAUGUCUCGCAGCCGGGUAUCGAUGAGCGGAAACGGGGUUUUCAGCGAUCUGCCGAGUUUUACGAGAAGGCGUUGCACCUUGACCCUACGUGCGCUGUGGCCGCACAGGGACUUGCGAUUGUGACUGCCGAAGACGUGCUGGGCAUGUUUGAUGGUACCACGGGGCUGAUCGCGCCAGAUGAUGCGCGGAGACGCGGGAAGAAUGCGCGCGAUGCUCUGGAUGUUUUCGCAAAAGUCAGGGAAUCAUUGAACGACGGCAGUGUCUACGUCAAUAUGGGCCAUUGUUACUAUGCGCGUGAUGAGUUUGACCGGGCAAUUGAGAGCUACGAGACUGCGUCAAGGCGCUAUUACGGUGGCCACAACGUUCCUACCUUGCUAUAUCUAUGCAGGUCAUGGUAUUCAAAGGCUAGCAAGGACCAGUCCUUCAGCGCGAUGAACACAGCAUUGCAGUAUGCACAGAAGGCAUACCAUCUACACCCGUUUGACAAAGCCAUCCUAUACAACAUUGCAACGAUACAACAGAAAGCCGCUGAAAUGCUCCUCACUAUCCCGCCCGCGAAACGUUCCCUAAAGGAAUUGCAGCAUGCCAUCGAACAAGCUAGUCAUGCUCAGAAGCUCUUUGCCUCCUUGGCAGUCGACAAGUCGCCGCAAGUACCUUACAGUCGAGACAUGGCUGAUCAACGGCGAAAAUAUGGAGACAGCAUGUUGCGUAAGUGCGACGACCAUCUGGCCGCGCAGAAACAAUGGGAGGCGGAAGCGCAGGCGAAGCUGGAGGCCGCGCGGCAGAGGAGGCAACAGGAGAAGGAGCAGCAGGAGGCACUGGAGCGUGCACGUAUGGAAGAACUGCGUCAGCAAGCAGAGCAACUCGCGGAGGAACGACGGAAGGCCAGGGAGCAGGCGCUGGAGUGGACGCGGGAAGUCAAGAUGGAAAGCGACGAGGAGCGGGAACGGAAGGCAACGAAGAAGGCGAGUCGCAAGGUGAAGCUCGAAGGAGGAAGUGGGGAUGAGGCGGGAGAGCCUAAGAAGAGGAGGCGAGGCAAGCCGCGGAAGACUGGUGGGGCUGGUGAUGGGGAGGAAGCGCUGUUCAGUGGGGAAGAGGAGGGUGACAAGCCGGCGCGCAAACGGACAAAGAAGCGAGUCGUCCGAGAUGAUGACGAUGAGGAAGAGGAGACCACCGGCGCUCCACGGAGAAAACAGAUAAUCAAGAGUAAAGAGUAUAUUUCCGACUCGGAUGAAGAGAUGUCGUGA
Laetiporus sulphureus 93-53 is the source of this 3416-nucleotide messenger RNA. RefSeq names its product RNA polymerase II-associated protein. The coding region runs from base 111 to 3416 and encodes 1101 amino acids. Gene Ontology annotation, biological process: regulation of DNA-templated transcription. Gene Ontology annotation, molecular function: RNA polymerase II complex binding. Gene Ontology annotation, cellular component: Cdc73/Paf1 complex. The record is from RefSeq and is a predicted model, not a curated record. NCBI's taxonomy places the organism in Eukaryota, Fungi, Basidiomycota, Agaricomycetes, Polyporales, Laetiporaceae. The transcript has 14 exons.